Molecule: messenger RNA, 678 nt
Organism: Nicotiana tabacum (common tobacco)
Lineage: Eukaryota; Viridiplantae; Streptophyta; Magnoliopsida; Solanales; Solanaceae
Source: RefSeq, a predicted model, not a curated record
AUGGCAGUUGAACUGGAUGUAGAGGAAUUAUUAACCAUGGGGGAUUCUGAUAUAAUAAUUCGGCAAGCCCAAGGUGAGUGGGAAACUCGAGAUAUCAAACUCAUCCCGUACAGGCAACAUGUGGAAGAUCUUAGUAAACAGUUCAAGUCUAUCGAGUUCAGGUAUAUUCCUCGAUUCCAUAAUGAGCUAGCUGAUGGACUAGCUACUUUGGCCUUAAUGCUGCCAUACCCGGGUAAUGCUCAUAUUAACCCACUGAAAAUCCAAGUUCGAGAAAGGCAUGGUUAUUGUAACACAAUUGAAAUGGAGUCAGAUGUUCAACCAUGGCCAAUGGAGAUCAAAAGAAAACUAUCAGAAGGCUUGCAUGCAGUUAGUUUCUUUUUGAGUGGAAAGGUCCUAUACAAAAGAACUCCAGAUCUGAACAUUUUGAGGUGCGUAAAGUCCCGAGAAGCCAAAAAGAUCAUGAAUAAAGUGCAUUCGGGAAUACACAGUAACCUGAUUCAUGCACCGCCUUCAGAGUUACAUCCUAUGUCAACGCCUUCGCCGUUUGUUGCUUGGGGCAUAGAUAUUAUUGGUCCAAUCGAGCCGAAAGCUUCAAAUGGCCACAUAUUCCUUUUGGUUGGCAUUGAUUAUUUCACAAAAUGGGUCGAAGCAGUCACUUUCAAAGCCGUCUCCAAAUAA